Protomyces lactucae-debilis is the source of this 1759-nucleotide messenger RNA. Its product is annotated as chaperonin-containing T-complex epsilon subunit Cct5. The record is from RefSeq and is a predicted model, not a curated record. Gene Ontology annotation, biological process: protein folding. Bases 110 to 1759 code for a protein of 549 amino acids. The transcript is spliced from 3 exons. Lineage: Eukaryota; Fungi; Ascomycota; Taphrinomycetes; Taphrinales; Protomycetaceae. Gene Ontology annotation, molecular function: ATP-dependent protein folding chaperone; ATP hydrolysis activity; ATP binding. Gene Ontology annotation, cellular component: chaperonin-containing T-complex.
CGCGUCGACCACAUCGAUAUUCAUCUCCGGUCUCUAGCUCAUCGUCGCACUCCAAGACAUCACUGCUGUCCGUCUACCCGGCCGUCGACUCCUCCUCAAGACGAUCUAAAUGAACGGCCUCCCCGCAGGCAUGGAAAACGCAGUCGUUGCACGUGACGAAAAUGGCAAUCCAUUCAUCAUCGUGCGUGACCAAGGCAAGAAAAAACGGCUCCAUGGCUUGGAUGCAGUCAAGUCUCACAUUGCUGCUGCCAAGGCAGUCACCUCUGUCAUUCGCACUUCCCUCGGACCUCGUGGACUGGACAAGAUUCUGAUUUCUCCAGACGGCGAUAUCACCAUCACCAACGAUGGAGCUACGAUCCUCGCCCAAAUGAAUGUAGAACAUCAAAUUGCGAAGCUUCUUGUGCAGCUGUCUAAGUCACAAGACGAUGAGAUUGGUGAUGGAACAACGGGUGUCGUUGUCCUGGCAGGAGCGCUGCUAGAGCAAGCAGAACAGCUCAUUGAUCGCGGCAUCCAUCCUAUCCGCAUUGCAGAUGGCUUUGACCGGGCUUGUCAAAUCGCUGUCGAGCACCUCGAGACUAUCGCAGAUGAGGUUCCUUUUGCAAAGGACAAUACAUCAAAUCUGUUGCGUACUGCAAAGACCUGUCUCGGCUCCAAGAUUGUCUCAAAGGCCCAUGAUCAAUUCUCACAGAUUGCUGUAGACGCCGUGCUAGCUGUGGCGGACUUGCAAAGAAAGGAUGUGGACUUUGAAUUCAUCAAGGUUGAUGGCAAGACCGGAGGUUCGCUGGAAGAUACCGUCCUCGUCAAAGGCGUCGUCAUUGACAAGGACUUUUCUCAUCCGCAAAUGCCUCAUUCUGUCAAAGACGCCAAGAUUGCCAUUUUGACAUGUCCAUUUGAGCCCCCGAAGCCAAAGACCAAGCACAAGCUCGACAUUUCCUCCGUUGAAGAGUUCAAGAAGCUGCAGACCUAUGAGAAGGAGAAAUUUGAAGAGAUGAUCUCGCAAAUCAAGGAUACCGGAGCCAACCUCGUCAUCUGCCAGUGGGGUUUCGACGAUGAAGCGAAUCAUCUGUUGAUGCAAAAUGAUUUGCCAGCUGUCCGUUGGGUAGGUGGGCCUGAGAUUGAACUCAUUGCUAUUGCAACCAAUGGUCGCAUCGUGCCACGUUUCAAGGAUUUGACUGCAGACAAGCUUGGACGCGCAGGAUCUGUCAAACAACUUUCGUUCGGGACACUCAGGGAGCGUAUGAUGGUCGUCGAAGACUGCGCUAAUCCGCGCGCUGUUACCAUCUUCGUGCGCGGCAGCAACAAGAUGAUUGUUGAUGAGGCAAAGCGUGCCUUACACGAUGCUCUGUGCGUUGUGCGCAACUUGGUCAAGGACAAUCGCGUCGUGUAUGGUGGCGGUGCUGCUGAAAUGGCUUGCUCGGUCAAGGUGGCCGAUGAAGCGGACAAGAUUCCAGGCAUCGAGCAGUAUGCUAUGCGUGCCUUCGCAAACGCUUUGGAUGAUGUACCUGCUGCGUUGGCGGAAAACUCUGGCCUCUCGCCUAUUGAGACGCUCGCAGCAGUAAAGUCGCGGCAGAUCAAGGAGAACAACUCACGCUUGGGUAUUGACUGUUUGUCUUCCGGCACGAAUGAUAUGCGCGAGCUGUUUGUCAUUGACCCCCUCAUUGGCAAGCGCCAACAGCUUCUGCUUGCGACUCAGCUUUGCAGGAUGGUGCUGAAAAUUGAUGAUAGCAUUAUUGCCGGCAGCGAAGAGGGUCAGUACUGA